AAUAAAACGCUUUUAAAGCUUCGCACAAGCCGUUAAAGAUAUUAGUUUUCACCAAUUCCGUAACCAUGGUAACAGGGAGCUAGCCUCUAACUGCCUUUAAAACACAGGACCCCCGGCUUACUGGCAGCAUUAGCUAUAUUUAAGGGCGAGUCAAAGUGAACAGCUACAGUGCGGUUGUAACUUGUGUCAUAGUCACAACUUUCUAAUCAACUGUCUGACUUUUCACAUUGAAGAAGUUGGCCAGAACACAGCAUUUGCUCUCGGCUCUGACAACCAUCUGCCAGCUGGGGGAAGCUGUCACGGAUGUCUGAUAAGAAAGGAAGCGAUUCUUUGAACACUGAUGGGGGUGGACCUCUAAAAGUCUCCUACAUUUUUCCAAACGGAGACAGAUAUGAGGGAGAGUGCAGCAGAUCUGCAUGUGGAGCACUGGUGAGGAGCGGUGCUGGUAAACACACCUCAGCAAGUGGCAUCACAUACACUGGAGAGUGGCAUGAGGACAAAAUGCAUGGUAGAGGGACCAUGCAGUAUCCCUCUGGAGCACAAUAUGAAGGAGAAUUCAAAGACAACAUGUACAACGGCACAGGAACAUACACCUUCCCAGAUGGUUCUAUGUGUAAAAGUCACUUUAGCAAUAACAGGUUGGAGGGAGAUGGGGCCUUCAUUAGCGCACAGGGACUGGUCUGGACGGGGGAGUUCCACGGCAAAGCAGCGCUUGGACUCAAAUUGCAACACAAUCUUUAGGCAAAACAAAUACCACACUUUGGCACCAUAUAACUAUAACAUUAAAAUGUA
Pelmatolapia mariae (spotted tilapia) is the source of this 792-nucleotide messenger RNA. RefSeq names its product MORN repeat containing 2 (gene morn2). The transcript has 6 exons. The record is from RefSeq and is a predicted model, not a curated record. Lineage: Eukaryota; Metazoa; Chordata; Actinopteri; Cichliformes; Cichlidae. Bases 304 to 741 code for a protein of 145 amino acids.